AUGCCCAUGAAGGACUCUGAAUUGUUGGGCGAGUCUAGAAAUUUAGCAGAGAAAAGACUUAAUCAGGUUUGGGAACGAUUGGGUCGGGACUCGAAUUUACAACGAUUGUAUUCUGAAUUCAUGCAAGAAUACAAGGAUUUAAAACAUAUGGAACUAGCUGAGGGAUCUGAAUCCAUAACUGAUUCGUACUACCUGCCUCACCAUGGGGUUUACAGACCAGACAAAAGUAGUACACGUUUAAGAGUGGUUUUUAACGCCUCAACUGCCACGACAUCGGGAUUGUCAUUAAACGAUAUUUUGUUGAAGGGAAGAAUUCCACAGCAGGAAUUAUUUUCUAUAAUGGUUAGAUUUAGAAAACAUCGCUACGCCUUCACAGCAGAUGUACAAAAAAUGUAUCGACAGAUUCUAGUCCAUCCUCCACAAAGAGACUUGCUCAGAAUUCUAUGGAAGGACAGUGUUGAUGCACCAGUGCAAACUUAUAAGCUCAACACAGUAACGUAUGGGACGUCAAACGCUCCCUAUCUAGCAACUCGAGCUCUUAAACAGUUAGCUAUAGAUGAAAGCCAAAACUUACCUCUAGCAUCGUCCGUCGCUCUUACUGACUUCUAUGUCGACGACAUACUUUCCGGAGAAUCAUCACUCGAAAAGGCUAGAAUUCUACAAUCCCAAUUAAUAGAUUUGUUGAAAUUAGGUAAAAUGGAAUUGCAUAAAUGGCGUGCAAAUCAUCCAGAUCUGCUUGUGUCUGAAAAUAAGGUUACCGCUCAUUCAGAAUACACUUUUGAAGAGCAACAAGAAUCUUCAUCGUCCGUAAAAACUCUUGGUGUCCUAUGGAAUCCUCAGACUGACUGUUUUUUGUUUGCAAUGACCAUUCCUCACUCUAACAGUUAUAGUAAACGAGAUGUUCUGUCACUAAUUUCGAAAAUGUUCGAUCCACUUGGUUUAAUUGGGCCAGUGGUCACAAAGGCCAAAAUAUUCAUGCAAAGGCUCUGGCUUGCUAAACUCGAUUGGAAUGACACAUUGCCAGAUUCUAUGGCCAAGGAGUGGAUUAAUUUCGUAUCCACGCUCUCUGAACUAAGUAAUCUUAAGAUUCCUAGAUUUGUAUUCCAGGAAAAUCACAUAGUGCUCCAUGGAUUUGCAGAUGCGUCAUCUUCGGCAUACGGAGCUGCAAUCUAUGUUCAAGCUUUGCCAGUUUCGGGAUUGCCAACCGUUCGACUUUUGUGUAGCAAGUCACGAGUUGCACCUAUAAAAACCUUAUCAAUUCCUAGAUUGGAACUGUCAGGUUGCCUUCUAUUAUCCAGAUUGAUGGAUAAAGUGAUAUCUUCGUUGAAUGUUAAAGUAGAAAAAGUAAUUCUUUGGUCUGAUUCUACGAUUUCUCUUGCUUGGAUUAGAAAAUCACCACACUUACUAAAAACUUUCGUGAGUAACAGAGUCGCUUUAAUACAAGAGCUUACGGGGUCAUACCAAUGGAAAUAUGUGCCAUCUGAAUGUAACCCAGCUGAUGUCAUAUCGCGUGGACUGGAUGCCAAUGACAUUCUUACGUGUGAUAUCUGGUGGAAUGGACCAGACCUUCUCCGUGAGGACAUGCAUUAUCCAGAACAACCUCUUGAGCCUACCACUGAUAAUGACUAUGUCAAGGAACUGAAAUGUUCUUCAGAAUCAUUAAGAAUAAGGAAAGGGUUUCAGGGCCUAUAUCCUUAG
Molecule: messenger RNA, 1698 nt
Organism: Stegodyphus dumicola
Lineage: Eukaryota; Metazoa; Arthropoda; Arachnida; Araneae; Eresidae
Source: RefSeq, a predicted model, not a curated record